UAUGAGCCCUGCAGCAUACCUACAUUCAUGCAUGUACAUGCAUACUAAAGCUAUGCUAAAGAUAUACUACUAUGAGAAAACCCAGUAGUAUAUGGGAUACUUUUUAACAGCUGCAAUAAUAAUAUAUGCAUUUAUGGGACAAUCAUUCAUCAUCUUUAUAUUAUAAAUGUUGAUACAGACAUUGCCCAGACACUGCCUUAUGCAACAUUUACUCAGAUAAAUGCUAAUCUCCUGAAGUAUUAUUAUUGGGGACUAAGGGGUUAUCCAAACUCACUACAAUACAAACAUGCCCAGACAAUCUUGGUGUGACUCAGGUAAUAUGCUCAGAGCUGACAUAAGCCCCUUUGUAUGACAGUGUCCAAUCACAUGCUGUAAAAUUACAAGCGCAAAAAAACGGUACCAUAUGCAGUGAUCUUGGAGUGUAUGAUAUAAGGUCUAUGGUCUUUACACACAAUACAUGCACAUCCAUAUUGAUAUCACAUAACCACACUUCCAAGUCUGUAUUUCCCUUUCAUUUUCCUACCACUGUACUAGCUCAGAGUUAUCUAGCCCUGAUAAUGUGGGUCUAUAAAUAAAGGGCCCUGUGACUGAGCUGCCUGUAAGUGUCAAAUUCCAGGCCCACUCAUCUGUCCUGACUGGAUCAGCACCUGCUGCCAACUAUAAACCCACCCACCCCCGGCUCUGCACUCAAGCCCACCCAGUGCCCAACCAAACUCCAGCCUAUUGCAGAAAAAAGAUCCAGGUCAGACUCAGUGCCUUCCAGAUCAGAAGGGAGGGGCGGAACUAGAGAUGGGAGUAUGAGAGGAUGUAAUAUGUCUGAAAGAGAUGCCCACCUUUGCUUUUUCUAUUCAAGUCUGAUCCAUGGCAGAGCCUUUGACAUUCUGACGUUGUGUAGCCAGUGUAGCUCUUCUGUCCUGAGCUGUACGGAGCCGCUCGGUCCUGGAUCCAGGACAUACACAGAGGUUUUCAAAGUUUAAAGCGGGCUAUGGAUUUUGAGAGACUGUUUGCUGUAUGAGGGGCAGCUAUUGCAACAAAGAGGAACUCGAUGCCCUUGGGAAAGCCCUGUCAUUGGUCAAAGUCCAGGAACAGAGCCCAGAACAGGCUAGAGGAGCCUACUGGACUGGCCGCUGUAGGAUUCUGGAGUUUGUGGAGUAGAAAUGGACAGCUGGACCCUCCAGGGGGACAGCUACUCCUUCCUACAUAGUGCGCCCCGCACCUUUUCCCUGUGCCACCGCGAGGGCACGCCCAACCACGUUGAAAUCUUUGACAUCAUCAACGUCCCCACGCAGCGCAGCGCCAUCUCUGAGACCACUUGCCUGUGUGACAUUUUCGGAGACGACUGCGAGUCACCCUCAGUCUCGAGCAGCCCUGCUGUUGGGGUCUUUGUUCCCACGCCGAGAGGGACGGAUGGGUCACCUGCCGCAUCGCCCCUGGUGGAUGAGCUGAACGACUCCUCGGGUUCCUAUCACACGGCGCCGGGCUCAAGUGAAGGAGAGGAGGGCUUCGAAGAUUCGAGAGAAAGACUUUGCAGUCCCCUGCUUCAGAACGCGUCUUCAGAGAGGAAACCUUCAGAGGGCGCACGACUGCCCACAGGGCAUGCAGACAGUUACGUUGACACAAGGAUUGAGCCGAAAAGCAAUUUAGCGCUACCAGAGCUUAAUACAACAAAUCCAUCACCCGGAGGCCUUGACUCUGGUGAGAGGACCCUCUCUCCUGGAUACAGCAGCCCCAACACUAGUUCAGAGGGAAGAGUGUCGUCCUUGUCUUCCUCGCUUGAAAAAAGACUUUCACCAUCAUCUCCCUGUCCUAGACAAGUUGAUUCUGAAACUGAAAGGGAAAAUACUCCUACCUUCAAGGAGAGAGAUAACACCCCCAUAGAUCAAUCUUUAACACCGAGUACAUCCUCUGAAUCUAGGAACUAUGACCACCCUUCCUCCCCUCAUUCAGUGAAAUCUUCACCUGAGUUUGUGGUAGCACAAGUCUCCCCUGAGCUGAGCAAUUACUUUUAUCAACAGGACAGUCCUUUCUCUGAACCCACAUUCAACAAUUUCUCCACAGACUGCACAGAUCCAUCCUCAGAACCAUCCCCUGAACCUUCGCCCACCUGUGAAGAGACAUCAUUACAGUCGAGAGAGAACUUUCCUGAACUGAGCGACAGGCCAGAGUCCGCCGACACACAACAAUCGUCUCCUUUUCCCGAACAAAGAGGGAGGAUCUCUCUGCCGGACCUUUUCAGCAGAGGCUCCUCACCUGAUUUGGAUGACAUCUCCUGCUCAGCACCUUCCCCUGCAGGAGGAGACUGCUCAGCUACUCCUGAGAACGCACCACAGUCGCCUGAACUCGUGAGUGUCGUUUCUUCUCCUGGGCUACGAUACACACCUUCACCUGCGGUUUCACUAGCAACAUCUGCUGAACUUAUGCAAACUAGUGUCUCACCUACAUUAAGACACAAAACUCCUUCCCCUGGUUUGCUCAGUGCUGCUUCCUCAUGCACAGCUGGGACAAGAACUCCGUCUCCUAAAAUAACACACGUUUCAACAUCUGGUGAAAUCAGGACUCAGGGUCCUUCACCUGUGACAAGUUAUAGUUUACCUCAGUCACCUGAGGUUAGGAGCAGUUGUUCUCCUAGAUAUCCUGCACCUUCACCGGAAAUCAGGGUUACAGGAUCCUCGCCAGAGGUUAGCAGGAGAGAUCCAAAUGAAGUGGUCACAAUGUCAGCGUCACCUCUUCUAGAGACUCACUUGGAUCUGUUCUCCUCCAGAAGCCCCACUUCGUCCCCUCAUAUCACUGGGAUUUCCUACACCGUUGUUCAGCCUGAGGACAGAGACACUACCCCAUUUCCUGAGCUUUCUCAUCUCUCCUCCCCUGAGCUCGUAAGGACACCUAAAGGAAGGACCCCCACCCCAAACAGAGACAUUAUAGAAUCAGAUGGUGCAUCACAUAACUCUCCACAUGCAUCAGUGUCCUCUCAGUCAGAAAUAAGUCUAAUGCAUCCCUCACCGUCACCACAAGCAAAGCCCCACACUCCUUCACCUGAGCCUACACAUAAAAACCCUUUAUCUAAAACUUAUCAAAGUCCUGCACCUGAGCACCUGAGUGAAGAUUCGUCAGCUACUGUGUCUUCUGAGCAGAGGUUUUAUCAGCAUUCACCAAUGUCUCUCUCCACAGAGCACAACCUUCAGUAUACGCAGCCUAAUUUAAGAAAUACACCUGAGAACCCCAGGGAUGUGUUUGCAGAUGAUAUAACAGAUAUACAGUACCCAGAUCAUUUGCCAAAGGACAAUGCAUCACCGUCUCUCAGUAAAUCGGAAAUCAAAAUGAGUUCACCGGUGCAGGCAAAUCCGUCACCUGCAUCUACUUCACCUUUUACCUCUGAAGUGAAGGACGACAGCCAAGAAAGGGAAGCAACACUCAGAGAAGCUCAAAAAAAGACAAGUCUGCCUUUGUUUUCUGAGAUAAAACAAGACACUGACCCUAACUUUGUUCAAAAAGACGUUUACAAAAAGUCCCCCUUUGACGUGAAGUCUACGUCCCCUGAUCUUGCAGUCUUAAAAGAUAAGAAUACAAACACCUCACCUGUCAACAGGGCCAGUUCACCUGUACAUAGACUGGAGAACAUACAGCCUUAUUCUGUAACCUCUGAAAUGAACAGCUCGUCAAAAACAACUUAUUCGUCCAAGCACCAGCGAAGACAGCUCUCAACUAAUGCCAGACAGGAAAACAUGGAGAGCUUUGCAGAGAACGUGGCCCACCAUGUAAACAGAAGACGGACUCCCUCUCCACCACUCACUAGGUUUACACCUGUUCACAUUAUCGCCCCCGAGAAGCCAUACAGGCAGUGGCAGAACAGAAGCCACGGCUCGUCUGAGGUUGUAGCAUUCUCACCAAGUGGGAAGUUAAAGAAAGAUGUGACAAAUAGGGAAAGCCCCAGUGCUUCUGGUGACAGUUAUAGCCAUGACCACUGGGUCAGGCUAGAAAGGCAAUCGGAGUUGGAGCAGGAAAUGCAGCUGGAGGACGAGAGGGAGGUCCAAAGGGAGAGGCGAUGGGAUAGGGAGGCAGACAGACAGAGUAAGAGGGAGGAGCAGCUUCGUGAAAAAGGGGACGUGUGGCAGGGAGACACCAGUUACAGAGGGGAACAGGUUGAGCUGUCAUUCAAUGCCAGGAAUAGAAAAGAGCCUGCCAGUCGCAACACAGCUCCCACAAGCAGAGAGACCCUUCAGGGACUGCCAGCAGUGCAUUCCUAUUCAGAGAGUUUGCCUGCCACCAGACAGCUACAGCAACAACAGAGGCUUCUGAGGCUUGCUUCCCAACAGGACACCAGAGUUGGUGGUCCUAGCAGGCGGCUCAAACCUUCUGCAUCCCAGAACAAGAGCAGUUCUCCGAGAAACGUGGCUUCAAGCAGACCCUGCCGCAGUUCCAGCUCCAGCAUGGGAAGCGAGCUUGAUGAGGCAGACAAUGAGGUAAAGUGGCUCACAGACGUGGCCUUCCGCAGCCUGUCAAGCCCUGAGGUAGAUUACCUUGACAUGUACAACUCCAGCCAUCGUUCAUCUACCAACAUUUCUCAGCCAUCUACUCAAGAGAGCCCAGCUGGGGUCAGUGCAUCCCUGCUGGCCUAUGCUGACUUCAGGGGGUCUGCUCCAAAGCUGGACAAUGAUGAGCUCUCUUUCCAGCCACCAACUACACACUACUCAGAGGGCCUAUAUCCAUCGCGGCGCUAUGAGAUGGGAAGUUUUGAGUGCGUAGAUGUGGCUGUUGAACGAGAGGACUUCAGAAAGGUGAGAAAGGGUGUACCGAAGAGGCAAAUCCAGCUGAAGAGAAAAAACAACACGGAAGGGAGGCAAGAUGGGAGCAGUGGAAACAGUAGUCCUGGGGUGCCAUUGACCGUGGGAAGUCCUUCUCAGGGACGUCACUCCAGGGAGAAAUUCACAAGACAACACAGUACACCAGCAGCAAUGCAAGAAUGCUACCCUUGUGUCGAAAACCCUGAACCCAUUCAACAAAAUGGACGAAAUUCAAAACUUCAAAAGUCUCUUUCACUGGACGAAACUGGCUCUAAAACCAAGAUGGCCACUUGCCUCAUCAAGAGUGUGUUAUCCAAGAAGAUGCAGAGCACUGACAAACAGACAGAUCAGCAGACAGCAGAAGAAGGAAGUCCAGAUUUGGAACAAAGCAGCAUCUCCGCAGAAAAAGACACCUCAAAACCUGACGUGUGUAUUCUAAGUUCCGGUCGUCAUUUGUCAGGAGAAGCCGGGACAAUGGGUGGAACUAAACAAGGGAAAAGCUUGGGAGUAAGAUCUAGUAGCAGGCCAAGCUCAUCCAGCAGCAGCAAAAGUGUUAACUUUUCACACACCAGCAGUGAAGAGGCUGAUUCACAGAAGACAAGCGCAAGCUCACUAAAAUCUGAAGUAAGAUCGGAAUUGAAAGUGCAAAAUCAAAAGUCCAGAGCUGAAGCGCAAUGGGCUGAUGACCGAAAACUAUGGGACGAAAGGGAGGGAGGUGACUCAGCAAACGCCGCUCCUCGGAGCACAGGGGUUCCUUCUGGCACUGAAGCCCCGCAGCAGGUCACAUACACCCGUCAGGAAUGUGAAAACACUGAGGAUCAUAAACAACUGCAACCGGAUGAAUACACGUCAAAAUCACAGGAGAUCGCAUCCAAAGCUGUGGAGAAAAAGAAAACCUCUUUCAAUGUUUGUCUCACACCAGAGCUAGAAAACAAACCUGAAGCAUCUUCAUCCAAUGUGCUCUUCACAGAAAAGGAUGAAGCGACCGUUGAUGAUAAACCAGAGGAGGAAGAAGAAGAAAACGGGAACGUCAAAGCCAAGGUCCCCAUUCACAAGGUGAGAGAUGUGAGGCGGAUCGUAAAGAAUACAUAUAAUUUGUCUUUUAAGGGAACUACUGCUGCAUCGCAAUCAGAGGUAAAUGAAAAAAAGACAGAAAGCUUUAAUGUGGAAGAAAAUAAAGAACUUAAAAAAGAAAGACAGAAAGGGGAGAAGGAACUAAGCCAGGAUAUAUGGCAGGCAGAGAGAGAGGAGAAAAAAGGAGAGGAGUUGAAAGUGGAGAAGAAGAAAGAACAAAAGGAGGUUGUAAAGCACACAACCCCACCUCCACCUGUUCAUGGCAAAAGAACACCACUCUCUCACACCCAGCCAAUACAAAUUGAAUACAAGGCUGUUUGCAAGAAAGAAUCAGCAUGUCGAAAUGACAAAAGCCCGGCCUCCCCGGAGUCUGUCACUGAGUUUAGCAGAGAAUCACAACAGCCCUCAAAUGCAACCAUUCAGAGUUACUCAACACAAGAUGCAGGAUUAGCCAAGUCAUGUCAGCGUGAUGUGAACACGGCAGGAGGAACACAAGAGUCAGUGACAGAAAUGUGUAAAGACACCAAGGACAGGUCUGUUGUGGUUAGAACAGACAGGAAACCACCCAUGCUUGGGAGCCUCCCCAGACUUCCCAGCAAGGAAAGAGAGGUGUCCACGGCAGUGGUGAUUAUAAGAGACGGAUCCAGCAAGACCAAGACAUCUUCAUAUCUCUCCCAGGAAGACAUAGCGCCCCCGUUUCAAGCAGCAGCCGUGUCAUCGUCCCCUAGACCCAGUUCUACUGGCAGUGCCCCUGGCAGCAGUGGCCACUCAGUCUCAAUGUUAUUGAAGGAGAAGGGCUACCAGGCUGAUAUUGGAGCAGUAAUGGGUGACAGUCAACAUGUUGCUGGAAGAAAAGGGGUUCUUACUAAGCAUGUAAACUCCAUGGAGAUUCCCCUCCAGUUGGCUGGGCCUGCAGAGGGAGGUCAGAUGGAGGCCCAUAGACAGAGGACAAUCUCCUCCUCAUCCAACAUGUCUGCCACCUCCGUGGUGUCUGACACAGAUGCAUUCUCAAAAAGCAGAGAAGAUGAGGGCAUUAAACCUGCAAGGAAAGAAACAUUCAAUCAGAAAGGAGCUUCCCCCCUGAGGAGUAUACACGAGCAAACACCACCUAUGGCCAAACAGAAGGAGCCUGGGGAUUUUGAAGCAGUGAAACGACUGGAUCCGACUUUUCCCCCGAGGUCCCCUGCGUUAAGAAGGUUCAGGCCACAACCAAUUGAGGUUAAGUCACUGUCCAAAGAAGCACAGAAAGAAGAGACACCCUCUCUAGGAAACAGUAGACCUCAAACCAUUGAAGUCAAAUCUAUAGCUAAGAACUCUCAAAAGCCCACUGUGCCUCCGAAACCAAUCUGCAAAUUCAAACCUUCCGAAUUAGGAGUCACUUCCAAUGAAGGCCAGAGACCAUCGAUGAUUGCAAAAGCACAAGACGAAGAGAAGUCUCAAACGAUAGUGGUGUCCUCGCCAACGAUCUAUAGGAAGAUCUCCAACGAGUCCCUGUCAACAUCAAACUACACAAGGAAACUAGCUGUGUCUACUGUUUCCAGCCUCAAACCUCCACCCAGCAAAACAACAGCAACCGCCGUCACCAGUCUCUCGAAACAGUCACCAGGACCAUCUGAUAUGGAGGCAUGCGUUGGCAGAGGGGAGCCUCAACAGGUGGCAGCCUCACCUCAAAGCUCUAGAAACGCACAAAGACCACCGCCAGCAUCAGUCACUGACCCCGGAGCCAAUAUGGAUUCAGGUCAAGCUACGGCUUCUGACGCAACAGCCAAUCAAAUCCCCCGACCUGCUGCAGCUGCAGCCAACCAGCCGAGCCAGGCAGCUGUUAUGGAGGCAGACAGUCAGCAACAGUACACCAGGACAGCACCCCCCCAGGAACGAGCGCUGCCGGCGACUUCCAACAAUACAGAACAGCCACAGGUUCCAGGAUACACCCACCAGUCAGGCUGCGGAUCUCUCUCCAGUGAUCGGUCCCAAAGGACAGAUGACCUGCAUUUCUACACCUCGGACGAUCCUCCGAGUUAUGAUGAAAGAGAAAGCUUCAGUCCCCUCAUUCUUCCAGAUCUGACGCCGCGGAGGUCAAAUCGCUAUCAGCCCUUUUCCCGGCCUCCCCCCUGCUCCUGUACGGCCUCCCGUCCCUCCCACCCUGGUGUGACACCUCCUCACCAUCACCGCAGCCCCCAUGACCCCACCCCACCGGCCCCUACGCACUCUCCAGGCCAGGCUCUACCUUACCCGGUGGCUCAGCCCCCCCUUCGUCCCCACCAGUGCAGACCUGACCACCAUCCAAGUGGCUAUCAGCGCAGCUCUCCCAAGUCAAUUGCCCUCGGUCCAAAUCAUCCACCAAACCUUUACCUGCCUCUCCACCAGCCUCCUCCCUGCCCCCCCCAUCCCUCGCUCUUGCAGACCUGCCCUGGUGAUCGCCCUCUGCAGCCACCCCAGCAUAUUGACCCUCGACGACCUCCUGUCCACAGAUCCCCCCAGCAGCAGCUACCAGUCAUGGCUGGGACCCAUUACAACGAUCCUGGCCACAGUCACUCACCAGGCCUUCCUCCUAUGGAUCCUCAGUACCUGUGUGGACCUGCUAGUCUGGGACCUUCCUAUGGUUCUGAUUAUGGAGGUGAUAGCUCCAGCUUAUACUCAGAGAGUAGUUAUGGACAGACACCUCGCAGAGUUCUUAUGGAUCCUGAGACGGGGAAGUAUUUUUAUAUUGAGAUGCCUGUACAACCACUGAGAAAAAUGUUAUUUGACCCAGAGACUGGCCAAUAUGUGGAAGUACUCAUUCCACAGCAAGCAAUGUCACAUUCAGGCCUGUAUCCUCCAGCAGCAGCCCCCUAUCCAUCCCUUCACAACCCCAGUAUGUACGCCUCUGCGCCGCAGUACAUGCCCUACGCUGCUCCUCCGCCUCCCCCGGCCCACCCCCAGCCCCAGCCACAGCCACCUCGAUACCCCGAGGCACCUGCCACUGCAACAAUGCAUGCAAGUGGAGCUGGGAUUAGUUAUAGGAAUCCCCCUGGUCAGGGGUCCAAGCCAGAGCCUCAGAACCAUCCACCACUGGACCAGAGCUACCUGGAGAGUAUGUAUUAUGUCCCUACAGGGAUGAAUGCGAGCCCUAAUCCCACCCCACCGGACUAUUACCACAAGUGUCCCCCCAACUUGCCCCCAACAGGGGGGAAAAGGUCCUGAAAUAGAGGAUAGAGGCCGUCUUCCUGGAGCCUGUGGAGUUUUAAAUACACUGUGUAUAAAUGGGAUGUCUAGUGUUAGCCUGUCUUGUUAUUUGAGUUUUCACAUUGCAACCGAGGAGAGCUGAACUUUAGUUGUUGUUUAUUUGCUUCUUCUUUUUCUGUGCGAGGUGACAGAUAAAUUGUUUAGUUUUAAAAACAGUCUUUUCCUUAAUGUCUACUGAACACUUUAAAUUAUUAAUGUCAAUAUGACUGAGGCAAAAUUUGAUUAUUUUUUUGAUAUAUCACACUGUAACUACAAUAGAACAGCUUAUACACUAUGGAAUGAUGGUUAUAUAUGUACUUUAUUUGCAUAUAUAACAAAUUCUCUAUCUUCAAAGAACUUGUUUUAUUAUUGUGUAUCACUUGAAUGAGUGGGUUUCUGCAAAUGUCUGCAACAGCCAUGCCAAUAAAAUGUGUCUUAUGCACCGCU
This is a messenger RNA of Betta splendens (Siamese fighting fish), 9506 nucleotides long. RefSeq lists its product as uncharacterized. The record is from RefSeq and is a predicted model, not a curated record. The coding region runs from base 1158 to 9038 and encodes 2626 amino acids. Lineage: Eukaryota; Metazoa; Chordata; Actinopteri; Anabantiformes; Osphronemidae. Gene Ontology annotation, cellular component: nucleoplasm. The transcript is spliced from 2 exons.